Messenger RNA from Aptenodytes forsteri (emperor penguin), 960 nucleotides. RefSeq names its product leucine-rich repeat-containing protein 74B. Lineage: Eukaryota; Metazoa; Chordata; Aves; Sphenisciformes; Spheniscidae. Gene Ontology annotation, molecular function: protein binding. The record is from RefSeq and is a predicted model, not a curated record. The transcript is spliced from 8 exons. Bases 1 to 960 code for a protein of 319 amino acids.
AUGGCUGUACUGACAGACUGCCAGGUAGAAGUGAUGUCCGGAGAGGGUGCCAAGGCUUUAGCCCUUUCCUUGAUGGCCGAUACCUCUAUCCUAACGUUAGACCUGAGUGACAACUGGCUGCAAGGAGAAGGGGCAGCUGCAAUUGCGGAGAUGCUGAAAGAAAACGGCUGCGUUUCAGCUGUUGAUUUAUCUGACAACAAAUUAGGCGUUGAAGGAGCUAAGGCCUUUUCCGCUAUGCUUCUAGAAAAUACUACAAUUGUGUCCCUCCAGCUCUCAGGAAAUGAAUUUGAUGAUCAUGCAGCGAAGUAUUUAGCAGCUGCCAUCACAGCAAACAGCAAGGUGGAAAUUCUGGAUCUGAGUUACAACAUGUUUGGUGACAAAGCAGGUGAAAUUCUUGGAAUGGCAAUAGCAGAAAACACUGGAUUAAAGGAACUUAAAAUCAGCUGGAACCAUUUCCAUAGCCAAGGGGCAGCUGCCUUGGCCAAAGGCUUGGGGGCAAACAUAUUUCUCAAAGUGCUGGAUGUUUCCUACAAUGGCUUUGGCAACAGUGGAGCAGCUGCCUUGGGGGAGGCUCUUAAAGCCAACAACGUGCUGGAAGAGCUCAACGUUAGCAACAACCGUAUUUCGGUGGAAGGAGCUCUGCACAUUGCAGCUGGCCUGAAAGAAAACAAGACUCUGAAAAGACUGCGGAUGACCAGAAAUCCCAUGCAGAGUGAAGGCUGCUGUGGGGUCCUCAGAGCUCUACAAGCAAAUUCUGGCACUGGCAUGGAGAUCCUGGACUUGCCAGACAUCCCUGUGAACAAAGAGCUUGCAGAGCUGUGUGAUGCUGUGAAAAUACUUUUCCCAAAUCUUCUUCUCAGACGUGGUGGAAACAUGAAGUUGCAGAGGAAAAGUCAGUCGAAGGUUGAGCUUCAGACUCAGCCCAAAGUGGUGGGUAAUUCCCAGAAUGCAGUGGCUUAA